This is a messenger RNA of Siniperca chuatsi (mandarin fish), 2846 nucleotides long. RefSeq names its product NMD3 ribosome export adaptor (gene nmd3). Gene Ontology annotation, molecular function: ribosomal large subunit binding. NCBI's taxonomy places the organism in Eukaryota, Metazoa, Chordata, Actinopteri, Centrarchiformes, Sinipercidae. The transcript is spliced from 16 exons. The coding region runs from base 213 to 1727 and encodes 504 amino acids. The record is from RefSeq and is a predicted model, not a curated record. Gene Ontology annotation, cellular component: cytoplasm; nucleus. Gene Ontology annotation, biological process: ribosomal large subunit export from nucleus.
UUAAAUUUGAAGGGAAUUUAUUCAGGCAAACCAAAACAGUCCCGGGGUCCUUGAGUCCUGCAUGACGUCAUCAAGCCUCCCUCGGUCCUUGGUGGGGAAACGUGGAGGACUUUACUUCACGGUGUGUUGUGGAUUUCCCAUCAAAAUAACUCAAAGAUCAUUGGGCUACACAAAGAUCCUCUGACAUACACUGACCUGUCAAGUUGACAAGAAUGGAGUACAUGCAAGCUCCUGCCACAAGCAGCCAGGGGAAUAUCCUGUGCUGUACCUGUGGCGUCCCCAUUCCUCCCAACCCAGCCAACAUGUGUGUAGCCUGCCUGCGUACUCAGGUAGACAUCUCAGAGGGAAUCCCCAAGCAAGUCACAGUGCACUUUUGCAAGCAGUGUGAAAGGUACUUACAGCCUCCAGCCAGCUGGGUGCAGUGUGCCCUGGAGUCCAGGGAACUGCUGGCCCUUUGCCUGAAAAAGAUUAAGAGCUCUAUGACCAAAGUGCGUCUCAUUGAUGCAGGCUUCCUAUGGACAGAGCCACACUCCAAAAGGAUUAAGAUGAAAGUGACCAUCCAGAAAGAGGUGAUGAAUGGCGCUAUCCUACAGCAGGUGUUUGUGGUCGAGUUUGUCAUCCAGUACCAGAUGUGUGACGACUGCCACCGUGUGGAAGCCAAGGACUUCUGGAAGGCCGUGGUUCAAGUUAGGCAGAAGACCAUUCAUAAAAAGACAUUCUACUAUCUAGAGCAGCUGAUCCUCAAGCAUAAACUCCACCAGAAUGCCCUCAACAUCAAAGAAAUCCAUGAUGGGAUUGAUUUCUACUAUGGCACCAAGCAGCACGCUCAGAAGAUGGUCGACUUCCUCCAGUGCACCGUCCCCUGCAGGUCAAAAACAUCCCAGCGCCUCAUCUCUCACGACAUUCAUUCAAACACAUACAACUACAAGAGCACCUUCUCCAUGGAGAUCGUACCUGUCUGCAAGGACAACGUAGUGUGCCUUUCACCACGGCUGGCGCAGAGCCUGGGGAACAUGGGUCAAGUGUGUGUGUGCGUCCGUGUCACCAGCACCAUCCACCUCAUCGAUCCCAACACCCUGCAGAUUGCCGAGGUUGAUGGGAACACAUACUGGCGUAACCCCUUCAACAGUCUCUGUAACCCACGGCAACUGGAGGAGUUCAUCGUUAUGGACACCGACAUCAUCAGAGACCAGAAGCUGAGUGCUGGAGCCGGCAUGAGGUCCAAUAAGCACACCCUGGCUGAGGUGUGGGUUCAGAAAACAUCAGAGAUGGACACCAGUCAGCAGUAUCACUGCCGUACAUUCUUGGGCCACCUGCUCAACAUCGGAGACCUGGUGAUGGGGUUUGACUUCGCCAAUUCCAACGUCAAUGAUGAGUACCUGAAUAAGAUGAACCCUCACCAUGUUCCUGAUGUGGUGCUGAUCAAGAAGAGCUACGACCGCACCAGGAGGGUGAAGCGCAGGAACUGGAAACUGCAGGAGAUGACCAGAGACCGUGAGGGCAUGGACACAGAUGAUGAGAGACAAUACCAGGACUUCCUGGAGGACCUGGAGGAGGAUGAAGCUCUGAGGAAGAAUGUUAACAUCUACAGAGAUGCAUCAAAGAUCCCAGUGGAGAGCGACACUGAUGAUGACGGAGCACCACGUAUCUCCCUGGUGGAGAUGCUGGAGGAGCUCAGCCUAACAGAUGCCACAGGGGAAGAGGGUGCCGACAUGAUGACAGACUAGCCAGUCUUCAUCCUGCCUGUGUGACACCAACAGCUGAUCUGUCAAAUACAGGUCCGCUGAUGAUGCAGUGACACAAUUACACACAGAGCUGAGGCCUCUGACUUUGAACUGACAGCAGAUUGAGGACUGAUUGAACCAUUGACAAAAUCAUGUUUCAUACUGAAAGAAUUCACAGCUCAUCAGACUGUGGUGUAAUGCCUCAUUACAGUUAAAACCCAUAAACUGUGGGUUAUAAUAGUGCCACUUAGUAACAAAUACAUUUCAGCUGAGAACUGGACUUUCUGUUGUUUCAACUGAUCAUUUAUCUCGUCCACCUCAUCUCUGGAUUUCUAUCUCUACACUGGGCCUACAAAAUUAACUUUUUCAGCAAUUUCUAAAGUACUCUUCUAAUGUAAAAUUUUGAAGUGAUGUGGAAAUGGAAUGCUUCUAGUUCACUAUAUCAAAAUAAACAUUUGUCCUAAUACACACUUUUCAUAGAUAUUUUCUGUUUGAGGAUGUAAAAGACAUUAGUUGUGUCUCUAGUCCACACUACAUACUGAUUCUAUACAGUAUGUACUACAUACAAAUCAUCAUAGAAAUUAUAUAAUAUGUGUCAAAUGUCAAUUAAACUGCAGCUUUGGAAAGCUACUGCCUAUUAAACUUAGGAAAACACAUUUUGAUGUCUUUUUGCUAAGAUUUAAUACUUAAUUUUGUUGUCCAAAAUUUUUUUGGAGCAGUUUCACCACCAUUCACAAUUUAUUAAAAUACUUACCUGUUGUGAGCAACUACUCGGUUGUGCACUGUGGGGGGACAGUGUGCAUCAACAGCACACUAAAUAAUCGACCCUAUUAAGUUUGUACACUGUCAGUAUCAGUAUGUAGGAAUUGGGACACAGUGAUUUCAUUGUCAUGUACUUUGCUGUUCAUACCCACCAGAGGGAGCUUUGGGCCACUAAGAAAAGGAUGGUAAUGCAUUCAAAUAGCCACACUUGUAAGCCCAGCCAAGCCUGUUAAUAGCUUAAUUUGGAUAUGAUGGGCAAUUAUUCAAAUACUCACCCAGCUGCAUUGUCUUUUCAGCCAGAGAAGGUGCUGUCUGUGCUCUGAUAUGGGGUGAACCUUGAAAAUAAAAAUUUGAAUCAAG